AUGACCAGGCAAGAUGCGCACUCCUCUCGUCUGAGCUCCGCAACUACGGAUUCAUGGCAAAGCUCGGAUACAAUCAAGCCCUCGACCCUUUUCCAGGGCGCUGCGCGUCGCGCUCCUAUGAAGGUUAACACGGAGACUGGCAGAAACAAGGUAUCUAAUGACUUAGAUGUAUCUCCCACCUCUGCAGGUCCCUCCUCGACCUCCCCCAAUGUAUCCCCGCGGGAUCAUCGAAUGAGCGACUUUGGAAAUUACAGGCGCGACCUAAAGGUAUUGGAGUCUUCUAGUAACCGCAUACCCCAGAUUUCACAUAAUCCUCCCUCGGCCCUGGCUUCCCCCAAUCAGAUCGCCCCAUGGAUGACGACCAACGGUUCGAAUGGAACGCCCACAAGCGCGAAUGCUUUUGGGACGAGCUUCUAUGAUGAUUCGAGCGACAAUCUUUCUCAGGGUUCGGCCUUGUCUCCAGGCUUCAGGCCGGGAACAGCCUUGACCGGGAAUACAGCUGCGAGUGAUUCGCCUGCCGAUAUGGAAUUUGGAUAUGGAAGGCGACCUUCUGUUGCCAGCGUGACGACUGCGAGCAGUACGGGCUCAAAAUCAAGUCGAGGAGGCAUCCAUAAGUCGUUAAAAAAUCUAUUUGGAGAUGAGUUUACAGGGAAGGAUGGGUCAGAAUCGAGCCUUCCUCAAAGCCAUCGAUCACAUUCAUUUGCGCGAAGUCACCGAGAAAGAAACCUUUCAUCUGCUACCGACAACACGCAACGGGACAGGGACGCAUCGCCUGCUUCCUCUAGACCACGAACGCCAGUUCCUUCUAGUGAUGUGGUUCCAUUCCUCUACCAAGACUCACAGGAUAUCAACCGUUACGGAGAAGCGCCUAUCAGAGAGAAACUCUCUGGCCCUGAUCGGGAACGAUAUACAGGUGAAACAACUCAAAAUCUGCUGCUGAAGACCUCCUCGCGAUCCGGACAUCAUUCCCAUGUACAUCUCCCUGGACACAAUCACCGACAAAACAAGAGUAGCGACGACUCAAAGGCUUUACAUCCAACAAUAAGUCGGGAAAAUUCAGCAUUCAACACGAAGCAUAAAGAUCGUGCGCCGACUUCUAUGGGAACCGCUCUGGGCAACGGGUCCAAUUCGAGCCUUUCAACCAGACCAGCUAGCCCAACUCCAAGUGGAAUGAGUACUUGGGCUCAAGGAACGGCCAAGACCGCUAUAUAUGACGGGUCUACAUCGCCACCAGGACAGCCUGCCAAACGGAGCCUGUUAGGUCGUUUCCGGAAGCACAAAGAUAAUAAACUGAAGGAUCUUCCGGGUUCUGUCCGCUCGUUCAACUCGCCUGCCUCGAGAUCAGACAAUGGCAAAACCAACGGUUCCCCUGACAUCGAUCCCUGGAAUCGCGAAGCAAGCCUAGCAGGAUCAGAAAUCAACCUUCCUUCCAAGAUUGACAAUGGCCAAUUUGGCCGCCCGCCUGCUCAGCCCCGGCAAGGUACCUUCCACAAGUUGCCCUUUAGGAAAGGCAGAGGGAAGAUCGUGGACGAAUCAGAAUCUGUUUUAGACUCGAAUGAAAAGGGCGAUCCAAACUCUGGAGCAAUCUUCAAUCUCGAUACGAAUCUGUCGAAUAUGGAAGGUAUACUUGCCAAACCGCAGCCCUUGACACCCCUUGAUAACACGAUAUUUGCCGGGAACGCGGAAGACGAAGCCAAAUUAGAAGCCGAGAAUGUCAGCAGCCUAGGUUGGAACGCCCCUGAUAGCUGGGCCGUAAAAAAGGUGCACGAUGACAACAUGUCUAGACUUCCUGAAAUAGACGAUGAGGGAGUGCCGCCGAAAGCAGAGGAAAAAGGCUCACCUUAUUGUAUUCGAAUAUUCAGGCUCGACGGAACGUUUGCAACACUUUCAACGGUGCUCAAUGCAACAGUCACCGACAUCAUGAGCCAGCUUGGCAGGAAGACCUUUAUGACUGAUAGUCUCGAAAACUAUCAGAUUGUGAUGAAAAAGCACGAUCUCCAGCGCAUACUUGGAGCUGGCGAACGGCCGGUAGUAAUCCAGAAGCGCCUACUCGAACAAGCUGGAUACGAAGAUGCAGACAAAAUUGAGGAUGUUGGUAGAGAAGACAAUAGCUAUCUUUGCCGAUUCUCUUUCAUUCCUGCUCGUGAGAGCGGCUAUGCCAAUGUUGCCAACGAUCCCACAGUCAGUCGAGUGCAAAAAUACAGCCAUGUCGACUUGUCUGGAAAAAAUCUUAUCACAAUCCCUAUCGCUCUCUACUCCAAAGCGUCUGAGAUUAUAUCACUGAACCUGUCGCGGAAUCUUUCACUUGAUCUACCAAAGGAUUUUAUACAAUCCUGUCAAAACCUCCGCGAUAUCAAGUUCAUCAACAACGAAGCCUGGAAACUUCCACCCAGUCUCAGUCAGGCUACUCGACUUACCAUCCUUGAUGUGUCUAAUAAUAGACUGGAACAGCUCGAGCACGCGGAGCUGUCAAGACUCUCUGGGCUUAUUAGCUUGAAAUUGGCCAACAACCGGCUUAGGAGCCUGCCACCUUAUUUUGGCGGAUUUAAAUCCAUGAGGACGUUAAACGUAUCAUCGAACUUCCUUGAAUCGUUUCCUAAAUUUCUAUGCGGUCUAGAAGGGCUUGUUGAUAUUGACAUGAGCUUCAAUGGUAUUUCAAGCCUUCCAGAUGAGAUUGGCAAACUGAAGAAUCUUGAACGCUUCGUCAUGACGAACAAUCGUUUGACGGGUUCCCUCCCUGAAACUUUUGGAGAUCUGGUAAACUUGAAAGAGGUCGACAUUCGUUACAAUACCGUGUCCAGUAUCGAUGUUAUCGCCAAGCUUCCCAAGAUCGAGCAAAUCUCCGCAGACCACAACUCGGUGUCGAGUUGUGAGAAUGAGUUUGCGAGAAUUCGUGUCCUCCGCCUAAAUUCGAAUCCUGUGACCAAGUUCGAGAUCCAGAACGCUGUGCCAAGCCUCACUACAUUAAUUUUGUCUAACGCGAAACUUGCCUAUAUACCCGAUGCAGCAUUCGAUAGGAUGCCAAAUCUUGUCAAGUUGGUGCUAGACAAUAAUCACUUUGUGUCGUUACCUAGUCAUAUAGGAAAGCUUCGGAAGCUAGAACAUUUCAGCAUAGCAAUGAAUGCCUUGAGUGGUUUACCUCCGGAGAUAGGUUGUCUUACUGAGCUGCGCAUCUUGGACGUUAGGCAGAAUAACCUGAAGAAGCUUCCAAUGGAGUUAUGGUGGGCGAGUAAGCUUGAGACGCUCAAUAUAUCUUCCAACGUCCUCGACAACUUCCCAAAACCAGCUUCCCGAGCGCCUCACGUCCCUGGAGAAGUUCAAUCCCAGACGAUACCAGGACAAACAAAUGGCUCGAACAAUUCGAGUUUCGAGGAACUUGGCCCAUUGGAAGCUUUCGGCCAACGGCGACCCAGUCAGGCGUCAGGCGGCCUUCUUAGCGUUGGUGGCUCCCCAGUUCCCGGAGCAGCAGAUAGGAAAGGUUCUGUUGUUUCUGUCUAUGGGAAAGGUGGCCGCAAAACCUCCGUUGUAUCUCGAAGUGCGUCAGAAACAACAAUUGGGACAAUGACACCUCCAACAGUUACGCGAAAAGAUUCCGGGAUUUCAACUAGGCUGAUCAAUACAUUCGCCGGUUCACUGCGCAACCUCUAUCUCGCCGAAAAUCAGCUUGAUGACGAUGUCUUUGACGAGAUUACCCUCUUGAGCGAGCUGCGAGUCCUAAAUCUUUCUUACAACGACAUCAAUGACAUGCCGCAACGGUCACUGAAAAGUUGGCCUCAGCUUGUAGAGCUCUACCUUUCCGGAAAUGAACUCACAUCUCUCCCCUCGGACGAUUUCGAGGAGUUUAGUCUACUACAGGUUCUACAUAUCAAUGGCAACAAAUUUCAAACUUUGCCUGCCGAGCUUGGCAAAGCCCAUAGAUUGGCUGUCCUUGACUGUGGUAGCAACUCCCUUAAGUACAACGUUUCGAACUGGCCAUAUGACUGGAACUGGAACUGGAACACGAACCUCAAAUACCUUAACCUUUCGGGCAAUAAACGUCUUGAAAUCAAGCCGAGCGUACCUGGUGGUACAGGUUCACGGGACGGGCGAGAUCUCACCGAUUUCAGUGCGCUUCAGCAUCUGAGAAUACUUGGUCUAAUGGAUGUGACUCUGACUAUCCCAACCAUCCCGGACCAAACUGAAGACCGAAGAGUUCGUACAUCAGGCUCUCUUGCUGGACAGUUGGCAUACGGAAUGGCGGACACCUUGGGAAAGAAUGACCACCUGUCUCUCAUCGACAUGGUUGUACCCCGAUUCAACUCCGAGGAGACGGAAACGCUGUUGGGAAUGUUCGAUGGGCAAGCACUGUCAAAUGGUGGUUCCAAGAUUGCAAAAUACUUGCACGAAAAUUUUGGUCAUAUUUUCAUUGACGAAUUGCGAAGGUUGAAUACUUCUUUGAACGAAACCCCUGUAGAUGCGCUAAGACGCGCUUUCCUGGCACUCAAUAAAGAUCUGGCAACCGCCGCGACCCAGCACACAGAGGAGCGCUCCCUGCUAUCACAUCGAGGAUCAGCUGCUCCAGCCGUACUCAACCAAGCUGAUUUGCAUUCUGGUGGAGUUGCUACUGUUAUGUUUCUACAACAGUCUGAACUCUACGUAGCCAAUGUCGGAGAUGCACAGGCAAUGUUGGUUCAUUCGGAAGGCAGCCAUCGUAUAUUGACAAGGAAGCAUGAUCCCGCGGAGCCCAACGAACGACAGCGUAUUAGAGACGCUGGCGGGUGGGUAUCCCGUCAAGGCAAGUUGAAUGACAUACUUGAGGUCUCACGAGCAUUUGGCUACGUUCAACUUAUGCCCGCCGUGCAAGCUGCUCCUAAUAUCACCCAAGUAACCGUCAAAGACCAGGACGAAAUGAUUAUCCUGGCUUCGCGAGAACUCUGGGAGUACUUAUCCCCGGAACUUGUGGUUGACGUCGCUCGGAAUGAACGAAACGAUCUCAUGCGCGCUGCACAGAAAUUACGCGAUCUAGCAAUGGCUUUUGGAGCCACAAACAAGCUCAUGGUCAUGAUGAUCGGGGUUAGUGAUCUCAAAAAGAGAGCCCAGAUAAGGCCACACCGAGUCCAAAGCUUGAUGCUCAAUCCUUCAGCUAUUGUUGACGAGCCUUAUGCCGCCCCAAAACGAACUAAGAAGAAGGGCGAUUUUGUGGAUGAUUCCAUGCUACGUCGACUUCAGGCUGAAGUUCCAGCCCCUGUCGGAGAUGUUAGUAUUGUGUUUACUGAUAUCAAAAGCUCAACUCUCUUGUGGGAAACGUAUCCGAGUGCUAUGCGUUCCGCUAUCAAACUACAUAACGAUGUCAUGCGUCGCCAAUUGCGUAAUAUUGGAGGAUAUGAAGUCAAAACCGAAGGAGAUGCGUUCAUGGUCUCCUUUCCAACGGCAACCUCCGCCCUUCUUUGGUGUUUUGCUGUUCAAUCUCACCUUCUUGAGGUUGAAUGGCCCUCUGAGGUGCUGGGUAGCGUCCUGGGUCAGGAAAUUUACGACAAUGACCAAACCCUGAUCUUCAAGGGAUUGAGCGUAAGGAUGGGCGUUCAUUGGGGCCGCCCUGUGUGCGAGAAUGAUCCCGUCACCAGACGAAUGGAUUAUUUUGGACCUAUGGUUAAUCGUGCCUCUCGAAUAUCUACCGUUGCAGAUGGUGGGCAAAUUACAGUUUCAGCAGACUUUAUUUCCGAAAUCCAGCGCUGCCUCGAGACAUACAGCGAAAGCGAUCGAUCCGAUUCUACGGGAUCCGAAGAAGCAUAUGAUAACGAUCUUCUCUCGCAGUCCAUCCGCCGUGAAUUGGGUUCGCUCAGUAGUCAAGGUUUCGAGGUUAAGGAUAUAGGAGAACGCAAACUCAAGGGUUUGGAGAACCCAGAGUACAUCUACCUUAUGUAUCCACAUGCGUUGUCUGGUCGCAUUCACUAUCAACAACGAAUCGCAGAGACCGAUGCACUUGUCACGGCCGAAGAACCGGCUUCCCUGUCUCAGCAGACCCAAUUGAGUAUUGACACAGAGAGCGUCUGGGCCCUCUGGUCCGUUAGUUUGAGACUUGAAAUGUUGUGCUCAAGUCUAGAGGGAGAGAAGGGUAAUGGUUCUGCUUUGCAAGCGCCAGAGACAGCCAUGAUGGAGAAGAUGAAAAACAGGGGCGGGGAAGUUACCGAUCGAUUUUUGGUAAAUUUCUUGACCCACCAGGUUUCAAGAAUCGAGACCUGCAUUUCAGCUCUCGCAACCCGCCAUCUAGCAGCUGGUCGCCCUAACUUGACUGACCUUGACCAGCUUCGAGCUCCAAUGGGUGAUGUUCUGGGUGCCUUGACGGCACAACUACAGGAAUUACAGAGAUAUAAAGCUCGUUAUGGGGAGUUAGAUCAACCGCGAGAAGCAAAGCGAGAAGCGAGACGAGGUCCGACACGGGAUCCGAAACGGGAGUCAAGACGUAAGAGAUGA
Lachnellula hyalina is the source of this 6453-nucleotide messenger RNA. It is a transcript of the gene CYAA, whose product is annotated as Adenylate cyclase. The coding region runs from base 1 to 6453 and encodes 2150 amino acids. The record is from RefSeq and is a predicted model, not a curated record. NCBI's taxonomy places the organism in Eukaryota, Fungi, Ascomycota, Leotiomycetes, Helotiales, Lachnaceae. Gene Ontology annotation, biological process: intracellular signal transduction; cAMP biosynthetic process. The transcript has 4 exons. Gene Ontology annotation, molecular function: magnesium ion binding; adenylate cyclase activity; protein binding.